UUCCGCAUUUAUAAUCCUCCUUCCGGUGGUUUACGCUCAGGUAGGUGAGUGUGGGUCUGUUUUUAUUAAACUAAACACGUUAGUGGUGGUUUUAAUGUAAUUUAACGCGGAUGGGGAGGUUGACAACUCUGGUGAAGGUGAUGCUCCUGUCAGGCGAAGUUACUGGAAUGAAAAUAACCGUGAGGAUGAUUCACUGAGAUCUGGAAUUCUGCAGCUGCUCCGAUGUGAAAUCAUCUCAUAAAAGUAAAACAUGAGCAGGUGGAGAACGGACGGAGAUGAUGCGGUGAAUGGGAGGAGAGGGACUGGAAGGUGAGGGACUGGAAGGUGAGGGACAUGAGGUGAGGGACUGGGAGAUGAGGGACAUGAGGUGAGGGACAGAGCGACAGUUGUGGUGAACGAUCCUUCAGCAGCAACAGAGAUCAGCUGACUGAUCAGUGAGUGGGGAAAUCAGCUCUCUCGGCACAAUGAACGUGAGGAAAGUGGAAAAGACGGUUCUGAGUGUGGAGCAGGCCGAGGGGGUCGGUGCUCGUGUUCGCAGGAGCAUCGGCAGAACGGAGCUGAGGAACCUGGAUCCCUUCCUGAUGCUGGACGAGUUCAGAGUGAGCAAGCCGGCAGGUUUUCCAGAUCAUCCUCACCGAGGAUUCGAAACAGUAACAUAUGUUUUAGAGGGCGUCACGGCCCAUGAAGACUUCUGUGGCCGUUCUGGGCGACUGCAACCUGGAGAUCUGCAGUGGAUGACUGCAGGACGGGGGGUGGUCCAUGCCGAAAUGCCUGUAUCAGAAGAGCCAGUGGUGGGCCUACAGCUGUGGGUGAACCUGCCGAGGCGAGACAAGAUGGUGGAGCCAGCGUACCAGGAGCUCAAAGGCUCAGAGAUUCCCAAACGCAGCCAGGGAGGGGUCACAGUCGCUGUUAUAUCUGGAGAGGCUCUAGGAGCAAAGUCCAAGGUUUUCACGAGGACACCGACCCUGUAUCUGGACUUCAAGCUGCAGGCGGGGGCCCUGCAUGUGCAGCCAGUGCCUUCAGGAUGGACUACAUUCAUCUACACGUUAUCGGGAUCCAUUAACGUUGGCCCAGACCCAGAGCAGCAGGCGGUGGCGUCCCAUCACACGGUGGUGUUCGGAGACGGAGACUGUGUCAAGGUUGAAAACAAGGGCUCUGAAGUCUCUCAUUUUGUGCUCAUCGCAGGAGAACCAAUCAAAGAGCCUGUGGUACAACGCGGUCCAUUUGUCAUGACGACAGAGGAGGAGAUCAGUCAGGCCAUCAGGGACUACCAGAGCGGCAGGAAUGGCUUUGAGAGAGCUGUAAACUGGAGAUCCAAGAUCAGAGACUCUUUCUAAAGCGGUGGUGGGAAACCUUCACCAUCUGGGCCAUUUGAU
Pleuronectes platessa (European plaice) is the source of this 1376-nucleotide messenger RNA. It is a transcript of the gene pir, whose product is annotated as pirin. Gene Ontology annotation, molecular function: quercetin 2,3-dioxygenase activity. Bases 465 to 1337 code for a protein of 290 amino acids. Gene Ontology annotation, biological process: monocyte differentiation. Lineage: Eukaryota; Metazoa; Chordata; Actinopteri; Pleuronectiformes; Pleuronectidae. The record is from RefSeq and is a predicted model, not a curated record. Gene Ontology annotation, cellular component: nucleus. The transcript is spliced from 11 exons.